CGCUGGGGCUGGGAGCACCCCAGGGCAGUGGAAGGGAUCCCCGCCCACAGCAGCUCCCCGGUGCCCUAAUUAACACAAAAAUCCUUAAUUAGUGCCUCGUUACGCGCCCAUUAACUCCCAACCCCUCCGCAUUCCUUCCCUUCCCUCAGAAUCUCCCGCGCCCGGGCGAGACUACAACUCCCAUCAGCCCCCGCGCGCCGCAGAGCGAGGAAGGGCUGCUCUGUUCUCGCAUAGCACACUGGGAGUUGUAGUCUAAUGGCGGCCCGGCGCGGAGAAGUGCUCUCUCUGAUUGGCUGCAAAGCAACGGGGGCGGGUACAACCUGGAGCCGCGCGCUGUUCAACCAAUGGCGAGGGAGCCGAGCUGAUUGACGCGGCUCUCAGCCAAUAAGAGCGCAGGGCGGGCGGUUCGAAGGCGCGAGUCUGAAGGCGGGAAGCAGCCAUGGCGGAGGCGGCGCUGAGCAGCUCCGGAACGCCCCGGAAACGGAGCCGGGAGCCCGACAGCUCCUGCUGGGAAUUCCGGACCCCGCUGAGCAAACGGCCCCGAGCUGCUCCGGGAGCUGCAUCCCAGAAUUCCCCAAAUUCCCGGAAUUCUCCCAGCCCUGAGCAGGAAUCCCGGGAGAAACCGGCGCCGUCCCGGAGGCUGCGGCUCCCGGCGGGAAAUCCGGGAACUCCACCAGGAAAUCUGGGAACUCCACCAGGAAAUCUGGGAAUUGCACCAGGAAAUCCGGGAAUUGCCAGGAAUUCCCACGUUUCCGUGGGGGCGUUCUAUGGGCAGAGGAGUUACCUGGAUCCCCUGGAGAGGAAACGGCUGCGGGAGCUGCUGGGGGAGGGGAACGUCCCAGAAAAACCCGGGAAUUCCGGGAAUUUCUGGAAUUCUGGAGCUGGGAGGUUUGGCGGGAAAUCCGGCGGGAAAUCCAGGAAUUCCGGUGGGAAAUCUGGGAGUUCCAGGAAGAAUCGCAGCAGCUCCAAAGGCAAUGCCAAGGGGAAAAGCAGCGGGAAUUCCCGGAAUGCCAAGAUUGGGAAUUCCCAGAAAUCUGGCAUCGGGAAUUCCCAGAAAUCUGGCAUCGGGAAUUCUCAGAUGUCCAACGUCGGGAAUUCCCGGAUUUCCGGGAUGGGGAUUUCCCAGAAUUCAGGGAUUGGUGGGAAUUCCCAGAUUUCCAAUGUCGGGAAUUCUCAAGACUCCAAGCUUGGGAUUUCCCAGAAUUCUGGGAUUUCUGGGCUUGGGAAUUCCCAGAAUUCCGAGCACAGAAAUUCCCAGAUUUCUCAGGUUGAGAAUGCCAAGAUUGGCGUGAAUUCCCGGAUUUCCAACAGUGAGAAUUCCCAGGAUUCCCCGAUUGCUGACGCUGGGAAUUCCGGGCUCAAGAAUUCCCAGCUUUCCGGGGUCGGUGGGAAUUCCAAGGUUGGGAAUUCCGGGAAUUCCAGGCCCGGGGAAUUCCGGGUGCUGCUGGCGGGGGUGCGGCCGCGCCUGCGGCUCCCCCUGGGCUGCGCCUUCUUCCGCAGCGGGAGCAGAUCCCGGAAAAAAGCCGGAAAAUCCCAACAAACCCCGGGGGAGCCUCCCCAGGAACCGCCGGGAACGGCGCGGAAACUUCCAGAAGCGGCGGGAAAAGAGGAGGGGAAGGAAAACCGGGAAUGCUCCGAGGGAAUUCCUGGGAAAAACGGCCGGGAUUGCCAGGGGAAGGAGGAAUCCUCUGCAACGCGCCCGGAUUCCCGGGAUCCCCCGGCCCAGCAGGAAUCGGGCUCUCCAUGCCCAGCUGGGCUCUUCCCCAUUUUCCUGCCCAGCAGGAGGAGGCCCCUGGAGGAGCUCCCGGCUCCCUUCGGCCCCUCUGGAAAAGCUCCCAGGAGAUCCCGGGAAUCCUCGUGGGAUCAGCUGAUCAUUGACGCGGGGCAGCAGGGGCUGGGCCCGCGGCAGUGCGGAUCCUGCGGGAUGCUCUUCGCUCCCGGCAUUCCCGAGGAUCGGCUCCAGCACCUGCGGCACCACCGGAGGCUGCGGCAGGCCCUGAGACACGCGGGCUGGAAGCAGGAGCGUGUGGUGGCGGAAUUCUGGGAUGGGAGAAUCCUCCUGAUCCUUCCCGACGAUCCCAGAUACGCCCUCAGGAAGGCCGAGGAGGUUCUGGCCGUGGUGGAUUCCGAGCUGGGUUUCCCGGAGCAUUCCCGGCCGUUCCCGGAGCAUUCCCGGCUGUACCUGUUCGUCAGCCCCGCGCAGUUCGUGCUCGGCUGCCUCGUGGCCCAGCCCAUCCGCCAGGCAUUCCGGGUGCUGCCGGAGCCGGGCUUGGCGCCAUUACCAGACCCCCAGGACCCCCAGCACUCCCAGGACCCCCAGCACUCCCGGGACCCGCAGCAUUCCCGGGCGGAGCCGGGGCCGGGCGCGGAUUCCCGGGAGCCGUGGGCGCGGGCCUGGCGCUGCUCGCUGUCGGCGGAGCCGGCCGUCUGCGGGGUCAGCCGGCUCUGGGUGCUGGGGGCGCGCCGGCGCCGCGGCAUCGCCCGCAGGAUGCUGGACUGCCUCCGGCGCACCUUCGUCUUCGGGGCGGUGCUGAAUUCCCGGGAUUUGGCCUUUUCCGACCCCACUGCGGACGGCAGAGGCUUCGCCGCGCGCUACUGCGGCCGCCACGACUUCCUGGUCUACAGCCCCCUGCAGCACGGCCCCCCGCCGGCAGCACCGGGAUCCACUCCGGGAUCGGCACCGGGAUCAGCACCAGGAUCACCAGGAUCCGCGGCACCGGGAUCAGCCACACCGGGAUCAGCACUGGGAUCAGCCACACCGGGAUCAGCACCACAAUCCACAGCUCCAGGAUCCACUCCAGGAUCAGCACCAGGAUCCACAGCUCUGGGAUCCACUCUGGAAUCGGCACUGGGAUCCACAGCACCGGGAUCACCGGGAUCCACAGCACCAGGAUCAGCCACACCAGGAUCGGCACCAGGAUUGGCACUGGAAUCAGCACCAGGAUCCACAGCUCCAGGAUCCACUCUGGAAUCAGCACCGGGAUCCACACCGGGAUCAGCACCUGGAUCCACAGCUCUGGGAUCCACUCUAGGAUCAGCACCGGGAUCCACAGCACCGGCAUCGGCACCGGGAUCAGCCACACCAGGAUUGGCACUGGGAUCAGCACCAGGAUCAGCACUGGGAUCAUCAGGAUCGGCACCCGGAUCAACAGCAGGAUCCACUCUGGGAUCGCUAGGAUCGCCGGGAGCUGCACUGGGAUCAGCAGCAGGAUCCGGACUGGGAUCAGCACCAGGAUCCACACCGGGAUCUGCAGCAGGAUCAGCACUGGGAUCAACACUGGGAUCAUCAGGAUCAUCACCGGGAUCAUCGGGAUCCACACCGGGAGCCACACUGGGAUCAGUGGGGUUGGGAUCAGGAUCCUUGGGAUCCUUGGAGUUGAAAUCAGGAUCAGCCAGAUUGGGGUUGGGAUCAGCAGGAUCAGCAGUGGGAGCAGCACUGGGAGCAGCGGAAGCAGCGGGAUUGGGAUCAGCAGGAUCGGGAAUCCUUCCCUAAAUCCCUCCCAAAUCCUCCAUUCCCUCGGGGAUCCCUCCUUUCCCUUGGGAACGCUUCCUGUGCUGGAACCCUUCCCUGCAAUCCCUUCCCUUCCCAAACCUUCCCCUCCCUUCCCUGAAUCCCUUUGGAGUCCAUCC
Haemorhous mexicanus (house finch) is the source of this 3630-nucleotide messenger RNA. It is a transcript of the gene ESCO2, whose product is annotated as establishment of sister chromatid cohesion N-acetyltransferase 2. The coding region runs from base 440 to 3493 and encodes 1017 amino acids. The transcript is spliced from 11 exons. Gene Ontology annotation, biological process: mitotic sister chromatid cohesion. Gene Ontology annotation, cellular component: nucleus; chromatin. The record is from RefSeq and is a predicted model, not a curated record. Gene Ontology annotation, molecular function: protein-lysine-acetyltransferase activity. Lineage: Eukaryota; Metazoa; Chordata; Aves; Passeriformes; Fringillidae.